AGGAGCAUGUAUCCUGUUUGGAAAUCUUUUCUCGAGGGAACAAUGCAGGUAGCCCAGUCUCGGAUCAAUAUAUGUGAAAACUAUAAAAACUUCAUUUCUGAGCCUGCAAGGACAGUGAGAAACUUAAAAGAACAGCAACUAAAAAGGUGUAUGGACCAGUUGACAAAGAUCCAAACUGAAUUACAAGAGACAGUGAAAGAUUUAGCUAAAGGCAAAAAGAAAUACUUUGAGACUGAACAAAUGGCUCACGCAGUACGAGAGAAAGCUGACAUCGAGGCAAAAUCUAAGCUUAGUCUUUUUCAAUCAAGAAUCAGUUUGCAGAAGGCAAGUGUAAAGUUAAAAGCCCGGCGAUCUGAAUGUAAUUCCAAAGCUACCCACGCAAGGAAUGAUUAUCUUCUUACGCUAGCAGCAGCGAAUGCACAUCAGGAUCGCUACUAUCAAACAGAUUUAGUUAACAUUAUGAAGGCUCUUGAUGGAAAUGUGUAUGAUCACCUCAAGGAUUAUCUAAUAGCCUUCAGCCGGACUGAGCUAGAAACAUGCCAAGUUGUGCAGAACACAUUCCAAUUUUUAUUAGAAAACUCCAGCAAGGUGGUACGGGACUACAAUCUUCAGCUGUUUUUGCAAGAGAAUGCUGUAUUUCACAAACCCCAGCCCUUCCAAUUCCAGCCUUGUGACAGUGAUACUAGUUUAAAAGCCGCCCAACUGGUGGAUAUUGAGCUCUCCCCUGUCAGUGCUCUGAGAAUGACCAUAGCUGAGAGCCGACAAUUAGAAUCAGAAACUGGAACCACAGAGGAGCACAGUCUAAAUAAGGAAGCUCGGAAAUGGGCUACACGUGUGGCACGUGAACACAAAAACAUCAUCCACCAACAACGGGUUCUAAAUGAUCUGGAAUGUCAUGGAGUUGCUGUGUCAGAACAAAGCCGAGCAGAGCUGGAACAGAAAAUAGAUGAAACUAGAGAAAAUAUCCGUAAAGCAGAGAUAAUUAAGUUGAAAGCUGAAGCCCGGCUGGACCUGCUAAAACAGAUUGGUGUUUCUGUGGACACGUGGCUAAAGAGUGCCAUGAACCAAGUCAUGGAAGAAUUGGAAAAUGAGCGAUGGGCCCGCCCUCCUGCAGUGACCAGUAAUGGCACUUUACACUCGCUUAAUGCAGAUACUGAAAGAGAAGAAGGAGAAGAGUUUGAAGACACCAUGGAUGUUUUUGAUGACAGCAGUUCCAGCCCUUCUGGCACCUUAAGAAAUUAUCCACUCACCUGCAAAGUUGUUUAUUCCUACAAGGCUUCUCAACCAGAUGAGUUGACCAUUGAGGAGCAUGAGGUGUUAGAAGUGAUUGAAGAUGGAGAUAUGGAAGACUGGGUAAAGGCUCGAAAUAAAGUUGGCCAAGUGGGCUAUGUGCCAGAAAAGUACCUACAGUUUCCCACCUCGAACAGCCUUCUGAGCAUGCUGCAGUCCCUGGCUGCUUUGGACAGUCGGUCACACACGUCCAGCAAUUCCACGGAAGCAGAACUCGUUUCAGGCAGUCUCAACGGAGAUGCCAGUGUCUGUUUUGUGAAAGCACUUUAUGACUAUGAAGGCCAGACAGAUGAUGAGUUGUCUUUUCCUGAGGGAGCAAUCAUCCGUAUCUUGAACAAAGAAAACCAAGAUGAUGAUGGCUUCUGGGAAGGGGAAUUCAGCGGGCGGAUUGGAGUUUUCCCAUCGGUGCUAGUGGAAGAACUUUCAGCCUCUGAAAACGGUGACACACCAUGGAUGAGAGAGAUUCAGAUCUCUCCUUCCCCCAAGCCGUAUGCCUCCCUGGCCUCCCUGCCUCCACUGCCGUUGUACGACCAGCCUCCCAGCAGUCCCUACCCCAGCCCAGAUAAGAGGAGCUCCCAGUACUUUCCCCGGUCUCCUUCAGCAAAUGAAAAUAGCCUUCAUGCCACCGAAUCGCCAGGAUUCUCACAGGCAUCAAGGCAUACUCCUGAGACCUCAUAUGGCAAACUGCGGCCUGUCCGGGCAGCUCCCCCUCCACCUACACAAAAUCAUCGAAGACCAGCAGAAAAGAUCGAGGAUGUGGAAAUCACGCUGGUGUGAUGGUGGACUUGCCCAUCCUUUACUGCUACAAUCAAGGCCAGGCUUGGAGUUUGGCCAGUCUUGUUUUUUAGGCACCUUUGCAUGAUGAUGACUCUAGAACAGAGCAAAAACAAGGAGGAUUGUAUGUGACUGGACAGCCUGGUGGACUCCUCCCACGUUUUAAAUAUUUCGUGCCUUUUUUUGUUGUCAUUUUCUAUGUCAUCUCUCCUACCAUAGCACAAUCCUAGUGGACUCUAGGAGCAGAGAGCGGGGCAGCCCUUGUGCCUGACAGUGGUCCAUUUUUAUAUGAGACUCAAGACCGGGCCUCGUUCCAAGACACAGUCACAGAAUAACAUAUCAUGUGCACUCGUACAGUAUAUUACUGUGGCCACAAGGAUGUGGCAAAGAUUCUCAUCUUUCUUCAAGUGGCUUUUGCUCUUCUGAUUGUUAAUCGGGUCAUGUUGGCUCCAUAAGGAAACAGAAGGAGGGACUGCAGGGGAGGCUGGCUCCUCCCUGAGGUUGGUCCCCAGACUGAGAACAUGAAACCUUCCUGGGAAAAGGUGGACUGCCCUGAAUUUAGCACCAGUUGCAUUAACGCACAUCGCUUCAACAACUAACAGAUUUCAGAUGAUAACAGUGUUCCUUUGUAUUAAUCUCUAUGCCAUUCAUUUAGAGUUAGUGGAGCUAAUACAGAGGGGCUGAAGUCGUAGCCAUGUCUUGUCCAUCACAGAGACUAACGGAAAGGAGACUACGGCCAAGGCAGAAAUGGGACUUCCACAUCUGAAAUGAGCCUAUGGAAUUUUCUUCUGUAUUUGGGUAUUUUUCAUCUUAAUUUUUAUAGCAUAUGCUCUUCUUACCAUAUCCUUAGAAUCUGAAUGUCUAGAUAAGUUGAGGAUGCAUUCCUGCAUUGGUGAGCUUCUCUACUGGGGAGGGCCCUAGUAUUAUUUUAUUCCUACGCCAGUGCACCACUCAGACAGCAAGUUAUGGCUGGUACAGACCAGCUUCCACCUGGGAGAAUGCAGCUUCCAGGCCCCACUACCCUGACAUUGUCUUGGGAGGAAAAACCUGUAGGCCAUGGAGGAAACCAGUUUCCUGUGAGAAAAGAAUAAAGGAGUGUACAUCCUGCGCAAGAGCAGAUUGGCAAGGAAAAGGCAAGUGUCUGUGUGUCACAGGGAGAGCCAGGCAUGGUGUUCUCUGCAGGCCAGCGAGCUCGUCGCAGCAGGUGCUGAGUCAGGCUCUGGCUCUCCCUGGAGAAUAGAGGGAGUGCAAUACCUGGGGACUAAGGGAUGCUCACCAGUUGCGUCUUUUAUUAAGAAAUCAAAUUUACAGAACAUAAUCCAAAAGUGGUUUCAUGCUUUGAAAAUUCCAUCUCUCAGAGCCUAAGAAUCUUAAAAACUUGAAAUGCUCGCCAAAUGUCCCCAUUAGGUUUUUGACCAGAAGAUCAUAGUAGAAGAAAUUUUCAGUUAGUCAUUUGAUCAUUUCAGUGACAAUACCCACUGAUGAAUCUUCUCUGUGUUUUUGUUGUUGUUGUUUUGGUUUUUUUUGCAUUUCUUAACCUGUUGAUCUAUUUGAGGUCUUUUGUGUUUAUCAAACUUAUUCUUAAGUUUAAAAAAGAAGAUUAAAGGGUGGUUUUUUAAGAUUUUAAAGUUUACUGACAUAUUAAAAAUCUUCAAAGUGCUUAUUAAAUAGAGCAGUUCUUGCCACCCAAUCUUGUAUUCUCUCUUUAGCUAGCCAAAUUAUCCUUGAAUUUGGGUUUUCCACAACCUCAGAGGGUAAAUCUUUUGUUAUAUUUUAAAAUAUUUUUUGGAAGAGCUGCUAAUUUUAUUUUAAAAAACAACGUUGUAAAAAUAUCCCUCCUUUUAAAAAAAUAACCCCUCCCUCCAGGACAUGUAACCCCGUGUCACAAUGCACAGGCCAGGGCUCAGAGGGAGCCUUUGUGCAGAUGUGCUUUCUUUACAGUGGCUGUAAAAAGUUUGUAUUUAUUAUGUAUAAAAUGUUGAAUAAUAAAAAAAUGGAAUUAAGUU
Messenger RNA from Carlito syrichta (Philippine tarsier), 4070 nucleotides. RefSeq names its product FCH and double SH3 domains 2 (gene FCHSD2). The coding region runs from base 7 to 2067 and encodes 686 amino acids. Gene Ontology annotation, cellular component: neuromuscular junction; recycling endosome. Lineage: Eukaryota; Metazoa; Chordata; Mammalia; Primates; Tarsiidae. The transcript has 17 exons. Gene Ontology annotation, molecular function: protein binding. Gene Ontology annotation, biological process: regulation of actin filament polymerization; neuromuscular synaptic transmission. The record is from RefSeq and is a predicted model, not a curated record.